UACUUUGAAAGGAGGGAAAGCUGUAUUGAGAAGGUUGUUGCGGACUAGAAUGCAAGAAACUGGUCAUGGCUUUGGAAGACAUCGUUUUAUUACAGAACUUUUGAGGGACUAACACAUAGACAGAUGAUCUAACCGCACUUAAACAGAAAGUGCUGGGGAAGAGAGAUAUAACUGUUAAGUGAUACCAAGAUUAAAAAAAAAAAAAAAAAAAAAAAACGAACUUUGCUGAAGGAUAUGUAAAAAUAUGAAGACUGGAGAAUUUAAAACCAAUUAGUUUUUUUUUUGUUGUUGUUUUUUGCUCAUGCUUAAAAACUUGGAAUUGCCAUAAGAAAACGAUUUUCAGUUUUAAAGAAUCUGGAACCUAAAAAAAAUGAGAAAUCUCGGACGCUGCUAUCCUCAAGUGACCAACACUGAACUUUGAGUUCUGGGCACAUUUAUUGUUUCUUCAAAGAAUCAAACAUGCCUAACAGCUACAUUAUCUCUCUUCACUACAACUACACAGGGAAGCUUGACAUACGAGAGAAGAGAACGGAUGGCAUGGACUCAGCCUCUGUGGCCUUUUUAAUCAUAUGUAGUUUGAUUGUGUUGGAGAAUUUGAUGGUGUUAGUUUCCAUAUGGAAAAACCACAAAUUCCACAACCGAAUGUACUUCUUCAUUGGCAAUCUAGCACUUUGUGACUUAUUGGCGGGAAUAGCUUACUUAGUAAACAUCCUUAUGUCAGGAAAAAAGACACUGAGCCUGUCUCUGACUGUUUGGUUUGUGAGGGAAGGCAGCAUGUUUGUAGCACUGGGGGCUUCCACGUUCAGUUUACUGGCUAUUGCCAUAGAAAGACACAUGACCAUGGUUAAAAUGAGGCCAUAUGAUGCAAACAGGAAAUACAGAGUUUUUCUCCUGAUUGGGACCUGUUGGCUUAUUGCUGUAUUAUUGGGAGCAUUGCCCAUCCUAGGAUGGAACUGCAUUGAUAACCUUCCUGUUUGCUCCACUGUGUUACCCCUUUACUCCAAGUUUUAUGUUGCUUUCUGCAUCAUUGUUUUCAUUGCCAUCUUGCUGGCUAUUGUUAUUCUGUAUGCCCGCAUCUAUGCACUCGUGAAGUCCAGCAGUCGAAAGGUGACCAAGCAUAACAAUUCAGAGAGGUCAAUGGCCCUGCUUCGAACCGUAGUUAUUGUCGUUGGGGUCUUCAUUGCAUGCUGGUCCCCAAUAUUUAUUCUGCUUCUCAUAGAUGUGGCUUGUGAGAACAAAAAAUGUGACAUAUUGUACAAGGCCCACUGGUUUAUCGCCCUGGCUGUUUUAAAUUCUGCCAUGAACCCUCUGAUCUACACACUGGCUAGCAAGGAGAUGCGCCGGGCUUUCUUCUACCUUGUGUGUGGCUGUCUCUUCAAGACCAAAGCAGGAAAUAGCCUUCAAAUACAGCCAACGCCGGAUAACAGCCGAAGCAAGUCCAGCAGCUGCCAUUCCCAGAAACAAAAAGAAGGAGAUUUUCCACAAAUCGCUGUAUUGCCGAAUGCUGUUACAAAACCAGAGCCUGCACAUAAUAGUGAAGGGUGCUGACAACCACGGAGACACUUUUAAUUGUGUGCACUUAAAUCUGAACAAGAACUUGCCUCUCCACUCUAUUUAUUGCCUAAAGACACAUACAACAGCUGUACAAAACUUCCAAGUUUUGAGGUUUACUAAAGGACUUUAACACUCUUACUGUUAAAACACUUUCUUCAGUUAGAUGUUAAAAGUAUGCCUUUAAAACAUUAUUUUACGAAAUGUCAGGUCUUAAGUACACCUGAGGGGACAUAAUAAAAGUGUAAAUGACAUUGCAUUGUUAAAAAUAUAGUACUGUAUAAGAAAAUUGUUGUAGUGUAGUAGAUGUAGUUAGAUGUAAGCAACUUAUUAUUAUUUAUGUUCAUUUUGCUUUUUUAAUAUUAUUAUGUAUUACAGGAAAAUAUAUCUCUACAACUUAAUAAAAAAGUAUACUGAUUAUAGACAAACCGUUGAAGGAAAAGCACUUACUGGUAUGCCUUAAAAGCAUUAUAAAGAUCUAUUGUUUAUGAUAUAUAUUAAAAUAUGUUAAGUGCUUAUGAAAUGCAUAAUUAACUCCAUCUGAUGGAUAAAAUGGGUUUCUGGAAUUAAAGUGCAUUUAUUGUCAAUUUCAAUAAAUCAGGGAGCUCAAAUGUGUAAAACAUCAAGUCAUAUGGUAUUCAAGAACACCAGUCAGUGGUACAAUUCCUGAUUUUGGCCACUAAGCUAGUUAUACGUAUGUGAAUGUUAUUGGUUUGUUUUUAAGUAGUACUGUAUUAAAGUGAAGUAUUUGAAUUGAACACAUACAGCACGUGCAUGGGCCUUUGAUGAAAAGGGAGACAAGCCAAGACUUAAUGGUCUGUUGAACUGAUCUAAAUUACAGUGGUUUAAAUACCUGAAGAUUUAUAUAUAGCCCUUUUAUGGCUAUGAAGCUUAGUAACCGUGAUUUGAGUCACCUGUGUAUUUAUGCCAGCAUUUAGAUCAAUUAAAUAGACCCCUUAAUGUUUCUUGUUUAUUUCAGUAAAUGCGUAUUAUUAUUGACACGAUACAUGUAAUAUAUAGUGCACAUAAAAUAUAUGUAAUAAGGUCAUUUAAAAUGGAAACGGUCAGUAUUUUGUUAUCUAUUAAAUAAAAUAAUG
Molecule: messenger RNA, 2648 nt
Organism: Polyodon spathula (Mississippi paddlefish)
Lineage: Eukaryota; Metazoa; Chordata; Actinopteri; Acipenseriformes; Polyodontidae
Product: sphingosine 1-phosphate receptor 3-like
Exons: 2
Coding region: 460-1548 (362 amino acids)
Biological process (GO): G protein-coupled receptor signaling pathway
Cellular component (GO): membrane
Molecular function (GO): sphingosine-1-phosphate receptor activity
Source: RefSeq, a predicted model, not a curated record